Molecule: messenger RNA, 1011 nt
Organism: Phytophthora infestans T30-4
Lineage: Eukaryota; Oomycota; Peronosporomycetes; Peronosporales; Peronosporaceae
Exons: 3
Coding region: 1-1011 (336 amino acids)
Source: RefSeq, a predicted model, not a curated record
AUGAGCUCGCUGUUACCACGAACGUUGCUCAACCGAUUCUACGUCAUGUUACUCGCUGCCAACUGUUGGUCUUCCGUCAUCGUCUAUUCUGCUUUUUUCAAAGGUGACGAAGCACGCAGACGGUUCGUGUGCAUUGUGCUAGAUUGCGUUCUUGAUCUCAUGUCCUGUAUGGGUGUCGAGCUCAUGAUUUUGCUGAGCUACUCAAGCGAUUACGUUGUCGAAAUUCAAGGAUUCUGGGGGUUCCUGUGGCAAAACGAACAGUGGACAGCGCGAGCUCUCAAUGAGUUUCGAAUGGUAGUCGUUGUGUCGUGGUCGGAUUUGAUAAGUCGCGCCUUCUUUUCGUUUGGGUUGGUCUUGACCACUACCAAUAUGAAGGAGCUGCUCGAGCACGUACCACGGAAGAUUCAUCUGCUAUUCGCAGCCUGGGGUCUUGUGGUGCUGGGUCUCCACAUUCACGCAUCAGUUCAACCAUCACUACCGCAGUGCUUAAUGCAAGUGAGACCGUGGACUUCCUCUCGACCAUCAUGCUAUCUUGUGGGUCUUGAUUGCCACACCUUGGCCAUUUCUGGCAAGUCUGACGAAGUGGAAGAUAAAUUCAGCGAGUUUGACGGCUCCACUGUUGUGCAGCUAUUAAUUCGACACUGUCCGGCAUUAGAAAUGGUAGGCUCUAUCAAUGAAUUUCAUGGCGUUCGUGGUAUCAAAGUAUACAACUCGACUAUCAUUGACUGGGGCGAAUCUGCUGCUAUUACGAAUACGAAUCACCCAGAAAUAGUGUCACUGUAUGUUGUUCGUACCAACAUGACAGGUGGAGUAUUGCCAACCGGGUUGCAGUCAAUAGAUUUCCCGCGGAAUUUAUACGACAUUGAAAUAUGCGUAACAAAUCUCAACUCGUUGCCCGACAAUCUCGACUUGAAAUGGAACCACAAUUCGAUCAUCCAGGUGGAAUACGGCCAGCUAUUAAAUGUUCCCUCGAAAUUCCUGCUGAGGUUUUCGAGCUUCCUAAUUUAUUGA